Capsicum annuum is the source of this 540-nucleotide messenger RNA. RefSeq lists its product as uncharacterized. The transcript has a single exon. Lineage: Eukaryota; Viridiplantae; Streptophyta; Magnoliopsida; Solanales; Solanaceae. The record is from RefSeq and is a predicted model, not a curated record. The annotation marks the transcript as partial.
AUGGAGAAUUUUUUCACGAAGGUUAAUGAUUCUCAAUAUAGUUCUAGUAAUGUCAAUAUCAAACGUUUUUGUCUUAUAACUGACCUCGAUUUGAGUUCACUUAAAGCCGAUCCGGGAGAAAGAAGAUCUAUUUCUGAUUAUGAUCCUCGAAUACGAGAUGAAGUAAGGAAAUAUUAUGUUGAAAAAGGGCAUUGUCAACCUAUCUUAAAACCAUAUCCUUCAAGUGAAAUAGGAGGUAGAAUGCGUCAAUUUGCUUCAAGUUGGUUUAAAGGUUCACAUUCAACUUGGUUGGAGUAUAGUGUGGAGAAAAAUGUCGCAUAUUGUCUUUGUUGUUAUUUGCUUAAAAAUGAAUUUGUUCAUGAGAUUACGGGUGAUUUUUAUGCUUCAAAGGGUUUUAGGGGCUGGAAUAAGGUUCUUGAAAGAUUUCGUUUACAUGUCGGUAAAGUUAAUAGUGUUCACCACAAAUAUUACAAUAAGAUGCUAGAUUUGUCAAAUCAUCGUCAAUCAAUUCAAGUUGUUCUUGACAAACAUUCUCAAAAG